AUGCAUCGCCGAAGGUUCUUGCUUGCAGCCUGCACAGUGCUCAGUUCCAGCCAGCUGGCGAGCGUGAGGACUGCGCAACCUGUGAAAGCCUCCGCCUGGGCCUGGAGCUGGUGGAAGUCCAUUGGGAGCCCCAGAUGGGUUUGCUCACCGAUGGUCGACCAGUCUGAAAGAGCCUUCCGAAUCCUUUGCAGAAGAUACGGGGUCCAGCUGGCAUACACGCCAAUGCUGCAUGCUGAACCAUUCACUACAGACGACGUGUACCGAAGGACAUACUUUGAUGCGUGGGAACCAGCAGCCCUAGGAAUUGCGAAAGAUGUGGACCGGCCGCUCAUUGCACAGCUUGGCGGGGACGAUCCGCACACUUUGCUCCGUGCAGCUCGCAUUUUGGAGCCUCAUGUCGAUGCGGUGGACAUCAACUUCGGCUGUCCGACAGAAGAUGCGCGCAGGGGUGGUCACCAAGCUCAUUCACCUCGCUGCCGUAGAUACGGAGCGUAUUUGCUACGCGAUUCUCAGCUUGUGGUCAGAAUCGUGAAGACGGUUGCAGCGGGACUCCGGAGGAUCCCCGUCACGGCAAAGAUCCGGCUUCUGCAAAGUCGUGAGGCGACUCUGCAGCUAGCGAUGGCAAUCGAGCAAGCAGGGGCCGCCGCUCUUUGUGUGCAUGGCAGAACGAUAACACAACGCCCAAAAUAUGCAGAGCGAGACGGUUUGCGGGAAGCAAGUUUGGCGCCCAAUUGGGAAGCCAUUGCUGCUGUGCGGAGCUCUGUCGGCAUUCCUGUGAUUGCCAACGGAGGCAUCGAGACCAAGCACGAUGCAGCUGAAUGCUUGAAGCAUACAGGAGCAGCGGCGGUGAUGUCGGCAGAAGCUUUGUUAGAGGAUCCUGCACUUUUCGACGACUCUGCAGAGACUGUGCAGGAUCGGAACGCCGACGUUGCCAGGAUGCUGCGACUUGGGCGAGAGUUCCUCGAAUUGGCAGAGACCUUCAACUGCCCAUUGAAGUACCCUCCUACUAAGUCCGAACGCUAG
Messenger RNA from Symbiodinium sp. CCMP2592, 1023 nucleotides. The record is from the annotation of a GenBank genome assembly. Lineage: Eukaryota; Dinophyceae; Suessiales; Symbiodiniaceae.